Molecule: messenger RNA, 1618 nt
Organism: Epinephelus moara (kelp grouper)
Lineage: Eukaryota; Metazoa; Chordata; Actinopteri; Perciformes; Serranidae
Product: zinc-binding protein A33
Exons: 7
Coding region: 79-1167 (362 amino acids)
Molecular function (GO): protein binding
Source: RefSeq, a predicted model, not a curated record
CUCAAGUCAGGCUGUGGACACUGAUCUGUGCUCGUCAAUAAGAUUUCUCCUUAAUUUUUUCCGCUUGGAUAAACUGGAAUGUACCGAAAUCACACCAAAGACACCAACAACAACUGCAACAAAAACCUCCUGAAUGAUCACAAGGAAAAGCUUAUCCAGGCUAUUAAAAGAAUCAAGCACGAGGUAGAUGUGUGCAGAGAAGCAGAAAGAGAGACGUUCAUAGAGUCAUUGGAUGUAGAGAACAGUUUUGAUGCCCUGGAACGAGAAAUCAGAGCUGAGUUUCAGAACCUGCAUCGUUUCCUGGAUGAGGAGGAGUAUAAUGACCUUGAACGAAUGAGGAAGGAGAGACAGAAACAAGUGAAGCAGCUGAAGGAGAGAGAGAAGAAGAUAGCAGCGCAAGGGAGAGACCUGGAGAGAGCAAUCACGGUGCUCAACAGCAAACUGACCGAGGACGACAGCCCGAAACUGCUCAGAGAAAUUCAAGAUCUCACUAAAAGGUCUCAGGUCCGCUUUGUUCCUCCAGCGGAGGUGGACACUGAAGUGCGCUCUGGCCAGUUUGUGGGGCCCAUACAGUACAGGAUAUGGAAGCACAUGAAAAGCUGCCUUUACCCAAAUAUUACAUCAAUGACCUUUGACCCUGAGACAGCCCACCCUAAUCUGUCCAUGUCCCAGUCUUGCACCUCAGUAUGGUUUGAUGAGGAUAAAGACACCAGUGACUGCCAACCAAACCCACAACGGUUCCAUUAUUAUUACUGUGUGCUCGGCCAUCAGAGCUUCACCACAGGCCGACACUACUGGGAGGUGGAGGUGGGACAUAAGACAGCAUGGAGGUUGGGUGUGGCGCGAGCAGAUGUCCAAAGAGGGGAGAUGGAUGCUACUGGCACUUCCAGUGGCCUCUGGACGCUGGCCCUGAAGGGUGGAUCUGUCUUUGCCUGCACCGACCCGAAGCCCACCAAGGUCACCGUAUCUGUACAUCUUGUCCGAAUCGGUGUGUUUUUAGACUGCGAAAAGGAGGAGGUAUCUUUCUACAAUGCUGUUACCAUGGCACCACUCUACACCUUCACUAUGGAAACAGUUGAGGUUCCUCUGUUCCCCUUCUAUAAUCCGUGUGACACAGAUGAGGGGAGGAACACAGCAGCACUAAAGAUCUUUAAACCUUCACUAUGAUUAGAAGCCACAGUCCAAUUGUAUAUUAUAUUAGUUGAACUAUUCUUACAUUUCGAGCUGACACUCUUAGAAAUAAAGGUACUAACUAGAACUCUAUGUAGUUCUUUGGUUUGUCCCUAUAGGAGAACCCUUUUUGGCUCCUGUUAAAACCUUAUAUAAAGGUUCCAUCUGGAACCCCUUAAAAGGGUUUUAUCUGAAACCCAGCAUAAGGGGUUAUUAUAGACUGUACAGAGAGAUGGACAACAUGUCUCCACUUACUCCCACUGUACAAAAAUGAAGCCAAAAUAUCCCGGAUAUGUCCACUGCCAUCACUGGUUACAUCAUUUGGACCCAGAGUCUGUGCUGUUGCAAUCUCUGCUAUAUCGAGUUCCUGCCCAUACACCCAUCCGACCAGUCAAAAGCGGCUCCACUGAUCUCGAGCACACCGACUGGCACGCAUAGCUGUCAUUCA